UCUUUGCUGAUAGCUAAUUUUCUUAUUCUAGAAGUAAAAGUGGUGGAUUCGCUGCCUGAGGAGCCUGAAAAUAAUGAGAAAAAGAAAAAGAAGUCAAUUUCUGAACCAGAAUCGCUGCCUAGUGCAACUGAAGAACAAUUUAAAGAAUCUUCUAUGGAGGACAAAGAAGUCACUUAUUCUAGAAAAGAGAAGAAAACCAAGGACAAGAAAAAGAAUAAGCUGUCAACUUCUGGUUCUCUUCCUAAUGACAAUGAUUCCCAUACUGUAAACUCUACUGUGUUGUGUGCUCAUGACACUGUGAAAGAGAAAAGUUCCAAAUCUAAAACUAAGAAGAAAAAGAAGGAUGAUUUGGCUUUGGAAGGUCCGGGUGUGAAUUCAAAGGAUGAAAAUGUACUUGUUUUAAAAGGGGACGAUGUUAAGAUCUCUAGCACAGAUGCUACUUGCAAGGAUGAUAAAGGUUCUAAGAAAAGAAAAAGAUUGGUUUCUGAAGAUAAUGAUUUGAAGCCAGCAGAUAAAAUAGAUGCUGACGAAUCUAAACGCAGAAAGAUUGAGGAUGUGGAGAACUUUAAAGGGAACAAGGAGCUUAAUGGGCAUGAAAAUGGGAACAUAGAUAAAAGUGCUGAGAAGCCUUCCUUGCAGAAAACCAAAAAGAAACAACUUAAUGGCUCAGCUGAGCCAAAGACUGUUAAUGCAUUUCAAAGAGUAAAAGUAGAGGAAGUGGUAUUUACUGAUGAGGGGCUUAAGGAUAACUCUUACUGGGCAAAGGAUGGUGCAGAUAGUGGUUAUGGUGCUAAGGCGCAAGAAGUUCUUGGGCAAGUUAGGGGGAGGUAAGUUCUAUUAUUUGGCAAUUGUGGGCCUUGAUUUCCUUUUCUCAUUUAAAUAUAGAGAUAUA
Humulus lupulus (European hop) is the source of this 892-nucleotide messenger RNA. RefSeq lists its product as uncharacterized. Bases 154 to 831 code for a protein of 225 amino acids. The record is from RefSeq and is a predicted model, not a curated record. Lineage: Eukaryota; Viridiplantae; Streptophyta; Magnoliopsida; Rosales; Cannabaceae. The transcript is spliced from 3 exons.